UGCUGCUUAACAGUACACCUCACAGUUGCCUCAGAACGGUUGCGGAACAGAAAUCUAAGAAAUAUGGGAAAAUCUACGGGUUUGCUGCUGCUUUCCAUAUGCUUAACGCUACAGCAGCUCAUCGUCGCGCACCCCCUGCCGAGCGACGUCACGGCCCAGGCGGCGGUGGAUGACACAAAACUAAAUGAAUUGCACCAAACCGAAAUUACUAAGUCGAACGAGGUAAAUUUCAUCAAAGCGCUUGAGCCAGUGAUUGUGACAACACUCGAUGGCGCAGAAAAAUACUUCGACACGCUCCAAACGGAGACUGCGCGGUUUGUCGAUGGCGUGCUUAAGGCGCUGAAAGCGCUGCCCGAGGAUAACGAUUAUAUACGAGAGCUUACACCACGCUUGACGAGCUUGUUGGCGCGUUUGAAGGAUACCUCUUUGAAAGGCAGAUCAGCACUAAUACGCGACAUCGCCGAUUUGUAUGCAGAUUUUGACAACAUAACCGAGCGCAAAGACGACGACAUUAAGGUUGCCGUCUUGAGUAAAGUUCUUGAUAAAUUCCAGUUGCUCGAAAUGCAUUUUCAUGUGAACAACGCUGUUGAUAGUGCGGUGCGGAGGUUCAACAGAGCCUUUGAGCAGUUUUGGGCUUCGCUAAGCGAGUCUCAGCGGACGGAGCACCAGCGUCUGGGUGAUUUCUAUGAGCGUUUUAAAGCCAGCAAAACUAAUGAGGAUAAGUUAAAAGGGUUUGAAGAGUUUCUGAAGAUGGCUCUAGAGUUUGCUUGAGUUGAUACCGAGACAAAUUAUUGUUAAUUUGCCAAGUGUUGCAAGCAAGAUGCCCAGUUUUUUAAGUUAUGUAAGUGCUUUUUGAAUGCUUUUAAGUUUAAUAAAGUUUGAUAGAAGUUCAGUCUAGAUUUUCUCUACGACUGUGAAUAAAGUUUUCUUAAAAACCUAAAAAA
Molecule: messenger RNA, 944 nt
Organism: Bactrocera neohumeralis
Lineage: Eukaryota; Metazoa; Arthropoda; Insecta; Diptera; Tephritidae
Exons: 2
Coding region: 64-771 (235 amino acids)
Source: RefSeq, a predicted model, not a curated record